This is a messenger RNA of Owenia fusiformis, 3147 nucleotides long. The record is from the annotation of a GenBank genome assembly. NCBI's taxonomy places the organism in Eukaryota, Metazoa, Annelida, Polychaeta, Sabellida, Oweniidae.
GUAUUGUAUUCUCUAUAAUUAGCACACAGAGCCCAUAUAAUAUAAAAGAGUACUUAUGUUUUCUACUGUUGUGUGAUUGCAGGCUGACAUUGUGACUGUGAAUCAAGAUGGCUGACUCUGACUCCCCAGGUGAGGAGCUUGCCAUUCCAUUCAUGGCCUGCUCCAUAUGUCUCAACCCAUACGACCAGGAUGAAUACCAGGCCAAGUUUCUACCUGGAUGCCACCACUCAUUCUGCAGCACUUGCCUAGAGGCCAUGUAUCAUAGAGACAAAUUUUUCAAAUGCCCCACGUGUCGAGGCACUGUCGUUAUACCCGAAACAGGCAUCAAAUCUCUCCAAGCGAACUUUUAUGUUUUACAAAUUCUCGAGGCUAAAACUGGAAGUGAUGGAUGUCGUUACCAUAACAACCAACUGUAUUCAUUCUUUUGUAAAACUUGCCAACACCAGAUAUGUAGAGAUUGUGUUGUGUUGAAUCAUAAAUCAGAAGAUGGACAUGAGAUACAAGAUAUCAAAGAGGCAACGAGGACCCAUAGACAUAUCCUUGAGUCUCGUAUCACAAAGGCUGAGAAUGGUAUUGCAUCAAAGGAAUUGCAAUCUAGGAAUCUUGGAACAGAGCUAUCAAAUCUAGAAAUAGCACGAGACAUUGCAAUGCAUAAUAUUAAAAAGACAUUUGAGGGAUACAUCAGUGUGUUAAACAAGAGGUGCCAACAAUUAUCAAGUGAUGUGAAUACUACAUAUGAGAGGCGUGCAGGACUGAUCCAAGACCACCAUCAGAAGGUUAAACACAGGACAGAACAGCUCCAGGAGGCCAAUGAAGAAUGUCGCGAUGCCAUACAGAGUGGACGGUUUGAUAAAAUAUUCACAAUUGCCAGUAAAAUGGAGAACUUGAUGAACAUAGAGAAUUGUAGUAAAACUGAAGAUCCGGAAAAUAUGGACAAUUAUAUUGAAUUUGAUGUAAAACAUUCAAAUGAAGUAUUUGACAACAUUGCCAAAACUCUUGGCAAAAUUACUGUUGACAAGAAACUACCAUCAAAUAUUAAAGUUGUUUCUCCACCUGGUACAGCUGGUUUUCCUCUCACAAUUAAAUUGACUGUUCGAAGCUACAGUGGAGAAGCUAUAGACACUGAUCAGUGCCCACUUGCUGUGGAUAUAAGGAGCCCCGCAGAUGUUACCCUUCUUGCUGAGACCAAAGGGCUUGGUGAUGGAAAAUAUGAAGUGACAUUUGUGCCAAAGAUGAGUGGGGAUCAUCGUGUACUGACAAGGUUUCAUGGCAAGGUGAUAGAGGGAGCCGAAGUUCUAGUCUCAGUUGACAGUAACGACCCUGUCAUGGCAUUUGGCAAACUGGGAAGUGAACCAGGUGACCUCAACAGGCCCACCUCCAUCACUGUAGCGCCAGAUGGUGAUGUUUAUGUAACAGAUUAUGGCAAUUGUCGUAUCCAGAGGUUCACACCUGAUGUCCAGGUGAUGAAGGGCGACUCUCGUAUAGCCACUUUAGCUGACACCAUCCAGGCUUACACCCCUGAUGGUAAACUCAUCAGCCAGUUUGUCGACAAGGAGAUGAAAGUCCCUUAUGCGCUUGCAAUCAACAGCCGCCAACACAUCAUAGUCAGUGACUUUGAAGAGCAUAAAUUAUUUGUGUUUUCCAAAGAAGGUCGUGUUUUGAAAACGAUUGGUGGCAAAGGCGCAGAACCAGGAAAAUUCUACCAACCAACAUUCAUCAGUGUGAUGGAGGAUGACUCAAUUAUUGUGUCCGACGCAGGAAACAAGCGGAUACAAAUCCUGGAUAGUGAUGGAAAAUUUGUACGAUUCUUAGCCUCUAAAAGAGGGAGCCACCAGGCAUUAUUUAAACGUCCUUCAGGUGUAGCUGUUGAUCAGUUUGGGCACAUUUUAGUGGCGGAUUGUGAAAACAAUAUAAUUAAGGUGUUUCACAAAGAAGGAGGGUUAAAGUCCUGUAUAGAGAGCUUGGGAAACCCCUUGGAUAAGCCCAGGGGGAUUGCCAUCUCUGAGGAUGGUUUCGUAUUUGUCAUUGAUUGGGGCAACCACUGUGUCAAGAAGUUCAAAUAUUAUGACCCGAGUCCUGCUGAAAUCAUUGUGUAAACAUGGUAAACCAAUACAAUUUGGUGUCUAAAAUCUCAUUGACUUUAAAAAUACAAGAAAGUUAAGUGAAACAGAAAGGAUAUUUCAUGCAGGAAUGACACUCUUUGUUAACAUGUUCAUUACCAAUGAUUUUGCAUGACAUACUAGUACAUGUUUAUGAUAUCAUGUCAAAUACAAAUUCAAGUAUCACUAUAAAAUGAUAAGUUUGAACUUAUGUCCUAAGAUUUUAUAUCAACUAUGGAAAUCUGAACACUCCAAGUCUCAAGUGAGUGUCCAGCUGUUUCAUGAAGUUCCAAAGUGACUAGCGCUCUGAGCUACCAACCAGGGGUAUUGUCUCUCUGUAGCAACUGUAUUCUAAUUGAGGGCAAAAGUGAUAAUUCAAAACCAUAAAGCUACAUAUAGCUUACAGAGAACUAUUUACAUAUGAUUUAUAUUGUUUUUAGUGGGUUUUUUAAUACUCAAGAUUUUGCGCUCUUUGGAGUACAAAAGCGCUAAAAACGAUAAAAAUCAUAUGUAAAUACAGUAGUUGUAUGUGACAUAGCUAGGAUACUAAAAAUCACUCCAUGUUGUGUGUACUAGCCUGUUUGUAAAUAUAUGGUUCAAAGUAAAAUGUGAUGCUGGCUAUCAUGACAUAAGUCUGGUGCACAGGCUGCAAAAUCUUAAGUAAAAUAAAUAUUCUGCUUUUACUUACACUCCCCUCCAAGUUUGGAAACUUGUACUAAGCUUGUAAAAUCCUGUAGAUGUUUGGAAUUACAUUAUUUCUUGAAUAAAAUCAGGUCAGAAAUUAAAGAUUCAAUUUUUUCAAAUUGCCUAUCACACACCUUUGUAAAUGUGGUCCAGUUGAGAAGUUAAUGUCAUUGCUAAACUUAUCAAGGGGAGUGUAAUAUCUUGUCCAGUUGGGGAGUUAGUGGCAUUGUUAAACUUAUGAAGGGGAGUGUAUCACUGUAUGUUGGUCUAGUUUUGAAUAACAAGAUUUUGUUGAGGCUGUGCAGUAGACUGAACAUACUGUAAGACAUGUACUUGCUGUGAACUAUACCAUAACCAGGGACAU